This is a messenger RNA of Lathyrus sativus (Indian pea), 234 nucleotides long. Lineage: Eukaryota; Viridiplantae; Streptophyta; Magnoliopsida; Fabales; Fabaceae. The record is from the annotation of a GenBank genome assembly.
AUGCAAAAGAAAAUUGACGAGUUAUGGACGAAUGUUGUAUGGGCUAGUGAUGAGGUUAAGUAUGAUCAAAGGUUGAGCCAACUUGAGCAGGCGUGUGUUGAUUGUAAUGAAUUUAUUGAUUAUGUGAAGGAUACAUGGUUGACACCAUAUAGACAAAGAUUUGUUGGAGCAUGGAUUAAUCGAGUGCUACAUUUGGGUAACACUACGACUAAUCGGGUUGAGUCUGCUCAUUAG